UGACAUUUUCACAGAUGUUGGACGACUUAGCGGAAAAUCAAAGGACCGUCGACUUACUGAGCAGGAGCGCAGUCAUUUGCAAACAUAUUUGCUCACCAACUGCGAAGAUGUUCUUCAAUAUGAGAGGAUUUUCAUGGCAGAAAAGCGGUUCGAAUAUAGAUACGCUACAGAGGCAGAACUAGAAGAAAUGAAGCAAAAAGAAUUUGCUGGAUGGAUGUUUACUUAUGUGUCUGCUGGUUUGGCCAGAGGUGAAACAUUUGACGAUUGGAUACGCGAGAUGGUGGUUGGACCAAACUAUGUUGUGAAGUCAUAUCCGAGAUUUUGUACUCGAGGAUAUGCAUUCACAACUGAAAAGACGAAACGUUCGCGUACGACCUAUGAUGCUGGCGUUUGUUCUGCAUCGGGAGAUGAUGUAUACUACGGACACAUACAUGAGAUUUUGGAAAUCAAGUAUUUAGGCCUGCUUGGAUUGCGCUGUACUGUUUUCUAUUGUGAUUGGCACGACAUCACUCCAGAUCGAGGUGUGAGAACAGAUGCAUUUGGUGUUACAUCAGUUAAUUCGAGACGAAAGCUGCAAUAUUAUGAUCCUUUCAUUCUUGCUUCUCAGGCCGAUCAGGUUUGUUAUAUCAAGUACCCCCGGAUAAGGAACAGAGAUGAUCCAUGGGUUACUGUUACCAGACUCAACCCGAGAGGCCGAGUUCAGGGGAGUUCUGAGCUGGAAGACCCACUACAACCAAUCACAUCCAGUAACUUAAGUGCAGAAGAAGACGUAGCAGGAGUUGGCCUUCGUCGUGGUCGUGGUGGUUCGGGGAGCGGCUCCAUUGCGGGUUCCGCAUCGCCGUACAGCUCCUACCAGACAUCUCCUUCUCCAUUUCCCUCUCAUUCUCCUCCCGCUCCCGGUGUGGCACCCACUCGUGCUCCUUCUCAUGCUCCUGCUCAUCCGGCACUUCUGAGAGUUGCGGAGUUUGUUCGACAGCCGGGUCGUGACCAUCUUCCAUAUCUCACUCAGUAUCCACGUGGACAGGGUCAGACAUGGUUUGACCGAUCCGGGAACGGGAUCAGCGGAUGGAUCAACAGUAUGAUGUACUCGUCCCUCGACAAUGGACAUCCGACUUUCACCGACUUCCCUCUCGAGAAGCAGCAUAUGUGGUUUCAACAGUUUGCGCAACAAUUCAACUGGAAUGCCGAUGAUACGUUGUUUAUCUAUUACCACUUCGUCCAUAAAGUUAUGGACAACUAUGGGAAGCAGAUGCACUCGUGGAAGAAGAAGUGGGAAAUAAACAAGGUUCCAAAGGGGAUGGACCCGACGGUCUGGCGGGAGUUGAGUGAGCAUUGGAGUAAGAACGAAGUCAGAGCAACUUCUUCCACCAACUCCACCAACCGCAAGAGCGACCGUAAGGGGAAGGGCAUGUACGUCCAUAACUUGGGUGCUCAGUCUUUAGCCAGUCUGGGAGAUCGCUUGGCGCAAGAAAAUGAGGGGGAGCCGGUUGAUCAUCUCCGCCUAAUAAAGACGGCGUAUACCAACAAGAAGACCGGCGAGAUUGAUGAUGGUGUUGUGAGGGAUGUGGUCACCCUUAUCGACAGUCAGAUGGAACAGGAAGUGUCUCAGCUUCAAACCGAGGAUGACGAUUCCACGGGAUCGACCGGCUUGCCUCGGGUUCGGAUCAACCAAAUCGUUGAAGCGUCGGUUCCAAAGAAGAAGGGCCGUUUGUUCGGUUUGGCUCGUCGGUCUCCCUCGGUUCCGUCUGCUUCUGCACCACCACCGUCCUAUGUUGAUCAAGAAGUCCUUCUGAGCCAGAUGAGGGACAAGGAUGCUCGCAUAUCUGCGCUGGAGUCCAUGGUGGCGAGUCAAGAGGCGGGCUGGGAGGCACAGAGGAAGCUGAACGAGCAAAUGAUGGCGAUGAUGAGGAGCAUGAACCCGAACGCCAACGUCGACUUCCCGAACAUGCCAGACCCGGACUUCCAAACCCCGUAG
Raphanus sativus (radish) is the source of this 1975-nucleotide messenger RNA. RefSeq lists its product as uncharacterized. Lineage: Eukaryota; Viridiplantae; Streptophyta; Magnoliopsida; Brassicales; Brassicaceae. The transcript has 10 exons. The coding region runs from base 134 to 1975 and encodes 613 amino acids. The record is from RefSeq and is a predicted model, not a curated record.